Messenger RNA from Aethina tumida (small hive beetle), 1809 nucleotides. Its product is annotated as ubiquitin-associated protein 1. Lineage: Eukaryota; Metazoa; Arthropoda; Insecta; Coleoptera; Nitidulidae. The record is from RefSeq and is a predicted model, not a curated record. Gene Ontology annotation, molecular function: ubiquitin binding. The transcript is spliced from 3 exons. Gene Ontology annotation, biological process: ubiquitin-dependent protein catabolic process via the multivesicular body sorting pathway. Bases 169 to 1476 code for a protein of 435 amino acids. Gene Ontology annotation, cellular component: ESCRT I complex.
CAUCUAGUGUCAGGAUUAAAAACAUUUCUUUUACGACAAAUAACUCUUUAAAUUCCUCAAAACUCUGCAAAUUUCAAUAUGUUGUUAUGAAGUAAAAUAAAUCAAAAAAUUUUGUUUUAAAUUUUUUUGUUUCACCCUGAAUGACUAAUGUAAAGUUAAGUACCAACAAUGUCUUAUAAACAAGGUCAUGAUGCUCAGGGGUCCUAUGUUGAUAAUAUUCGAGUGAAAAUUUCUGAAAGAUACAAGCCACCACAUCGAAUAAAUCUGCCUAUUAGUUACACACAGAGGCUUAAUCUGAAUAAACAAAUUGAAGACAGCAUACCAAAAUAUGAGUUUACAUUGGAAAAGUCUGUUAUUGAAAGAAUGAGUGAACUGAAGGCAGCCAGAGCAAGUGCUUAUGAGGAACGAAAAACUAGACUUAAUCAGGCCAAAGAAAUUAAUAAGAAAAUUCAAGAACAAAAGGAGAAGGAAAAACUCAAAGAAGAACAAGAAAUUAAAUCAACUGAAUGUGUUGUAACAACCAACAUUCCUACUUAUACAACACCUGUGACAAUGGGCAUUAAUACCACUAAUCAAAAUCAUAUGCAAUCAUAUUCCAUUAGUAAUAAUAUUCUAAUGCCAACUCAAGUCACCACUAAUGCUUAUACUAACAUUUUAACCCCCAUUCCAUUAACAAGUCAAAUGCAUUCUAGUAAACCAGUGGAUAAAAGCCCUUUUAACAUAUCUGACUUUGAAGAUGACACUUCCAGUCCCUUUGAUAAUAUGGAGUUGAAAUCGAUAAACGAUUUGGAAGAGUUGGCUCAGGUUUUAAAAACAGAUGGGUCAUCUCAUCAUGCAAACCCAUCUCACAGCUAUCAACCCAGUCUUGUCUCAUCCUCUCAAAUACAACCCAGUUGUGCCUCAUAUACAGGCCAUCAAUACAACUACAACUCAAACAUGCCUUCAUACAUGACCCAACACACAAAUGGUUAUUAUUAUCCUGACGCCACACAGUCAUUUCAUCAACCCUACAUGUACCCCAAACAAAGUACCACAGACAAUAGCUACAUGAACCCCACAUUAGAAACCUCAAAAUCAAACUGUAAAAGUGUUCCUGACAUAAUGAAGGCUUUAGAAACCGAAUUGAACAACACAUACAUAAAUUAUCAAGUGACCAGCAAAGUGGACGUGGUGAUGAACAACGCCACGUCCAAAGCCACCAACACGGUUCAUCCGAAGCCUCAAAGCGAGGACGUUCUGCGGGAACUGCCGAAGUCGGACCAGGAGUUGUGCAAGUCCAUUGGGUCCAUGGGUUUCCCUGUUGAUAGGGUGGCUAGAACAAUUAAGAUAUUAGGGACUGAUCAAAAGAAGAUUGUAGAACAUUUAUUGGCAAUGUCAGAGUUGCUGGAUCUAGGAUUCUCAGAAAAAGCUGUGUCGAAUGCGUUGCUGCAAUGUGACAAUGAUAGAGAUAAAGCUUUGGACAAACUAAUUUCAUAGUAAUCCAUCAGGCUGUGCUAAACUUAUAAACUCUUACGUGUAAUAAUAUCUUGUAUUUAUAUUUAUUUAUUUGUACAUAUUUACCAUGUAAAGUUGAAUCUUUUCGUUUUAAAAUAAGUUCAUUAUAUAUACUGCGAUUUGCAAUGAGUACUUUAGUUUUCAGUAUUCUUAUUCUGUGUAAGUACUAUUGAUUUGUCCUUAUUGUACAGUAUAAAGGUUCCAGUUAUGUAUUAUAUAAUAUACUCAUUUGUAUUAUAUUGAUUAUCUAUGAUAUACAUAUAAAUUUUUACUACAGCAAAUGACUUAAAGUGCAAUAGAAAUUUUUUAAUUCAA